AUGGGAAAUUACGCUUCAGCUUGCAAUUCCAUGUUGUCGCCUAGAAUCAAGAGCAACAAAGCAGCCAGAGUUAUAUUUCCGGCCGGUGAAAUCCGACAGUUUCAGGAGUCCGUCGAGGCGGCAGAGAUCAUGCUCGAGUGUCCCGACUUCUUCCUCGUCAACUCCCAGUCGUUAAACAUCAACAGAAGAUUUUCACCUCUGUCAGCGGAUGAAGAAUUGGAGUCUAAUAACAUUUAUAUUAUGUUUCCGAUGAGGAGGUUGAAUUCGAUGGUUACACCUGCGGAUAUGGCGGUUUUCUGGAUGGCAGCUAACAAUGCCGCUAAGCGGAUUUCGGGGAGGAUAUCUCCGGAGUUGGAGAAAAGUGGCGAUGUGAACGUGGUGGAGACGGAGCACCGGAGUGUGGUGGUGGAGAUGCCGGAAUUUAGUUAUAGGCUGGCGUUUUGUAGGUCAAGAAAACCGUCACUCGGCACAAUUACGGAGGAGCCUAGUUGUUGUUGA
This is a messenger RNA of Lactuca virosa, 498 nucleotides long. The record is from the annotation of a GenBank genome assembly. NCBI's taxonomy places the organism in Eukaryota, Viridiplantae, Streptophyta, Magnoliopsida, Asterales, Asteraceae.